GUAUUUUCAGAUGGUGUGGCAGUUCUGUAUAGCUUUUUAACUUUGAUUGCCUUCAAUAUGAGCGUUCUGUUUUGUCAAUUUUAGGACAAAGUGACGAAGGGUUUUACUAACAAUAAUGAGUGUUGCUACAAAAUCUGUUCCAAGUGAUAACCCUAAUGACUACUGCCGGUUAUGUUUCUCAAGUCGAAACUUGGUUGCUCUUUUUCAAUAUGAUGAAGAACUUCGUCAAGCUUUGUUAGAUGAAGUUUUAAAACUCACCGGUAUUAAAAUCGAGGUCAGCGAAAAUCAACCAUGUUCUAUUUGCUGGAGAUGUGCCGUGGCAGUGGAAGAUUUCCAGACGUUCCGGAAAAAGUGUUUGGAAAACGAUGCCAUUAUCCAACGCAACGACUUGACCACAUCUGUCCGGCAUGGUCAGGAUGAGUGGGUCAUAUCUAUACCAGUCUCAGAGGUACCACCAGAAGUGAACGAAGAAGAUAAUGAAGAUAAAGAGCUGGUGGAACCGUUGGAGCCAAAAGGCAAAAGACGUGCCAGUAAACGUAUACGGAAAAUUUUCCAGCAAAAGAUGGACGAAUUAAAUACGGGUGAAUCACAAACCGCUAAUUCUACCACAUGUCAUUUGUGCAAGCACGAAUUUGUCUCACGUCCAUCGUUGUAUGCGCACUUCAAGGAGCAACAUUCGGAACGAGGCAGACCUCAUAAAUGUAAUGUGUGCCAAGCGACCUUCAAGCGAAGUCAUUUAGUGGAUCAUGUCGCAUCGCACAGUGGUGAAGCCAAAUAUGAUUGCCAUGAUUGUGGAACGACGUAUUCAAAAGCAAAAUCACUCAUACGUCAUCGCAGAUCAUGCCACCAUGAACCUUUAGCAAGCACUAAGAAGGUAAACCGCCAGACAGCUUCCACAGAGGGUCAGUUCCAGUGCAUGUAUUGUCCGAAAUCGUUCAAACACCGAUCGUCGAUGAAUUUCCACAUCAAGACCCACAAUGAAUUGCUUCCCUUCGUGUGCGUAUUGUGCGAGGCUCGUUUCGCCAACAAGAAAGGAAUGUUAGUACAUAGAGGCAAGUACCACCCGAGUCCACUUGAUGCCUUCAAGGAAGUUUCACCGUCCUCCUUGGAACCGAAGAAAAAUGUGCAGUGUAAGAUAUGUAGUCGGAGCUUUGAAAAAAAUAAUUACUUGACACAGCACAUGAAGUUUAUGCAUCCAAACGAGUGUGGCGAUCUGAUCGAACAGGAAAAUGACGAUUUGCCGGAAGGGGAGGAAAAUGCUAGUGAUGAGGUGGAAGCCGCUGCAGUGAAGGUCGAAGUAGAGGAUGACCAUUCGGCGUCAUAAAAUGAAAAGGAAUGAAUAAUUUGAAUAACACAUUAUUGUCCUGUAUUCACAGACCGGAACAAUAGUUUUAUGCACUGCAUAAAAAUAAAUAUUAAAAUGUAAAAAA
Molecule: messenger RNA, 1430 nt
Organism: Armigeres subalbatus
Lineage: Eukaryota; Metazoa; Arthropoda; Insecta; Diptera; Culicidae
Product: zinc finger and SCAN domain-containing protein 26-like
Biological process (GO): regulation of transcription by RNA polymerase II
Cellular component (GO): nucleus
Molecular function (GO): zinc ion binding; DNA-binding transcription factor activity, RNA polymerase II-specific
Source: RefSeq, a predicted model, not a curated record